GAAGCGUAUUUAUAACGAGUUGGUGGCAACGAGUGGUAUUUGUCAAAAACAGCUGUUAGCGGAGAAGUCGACAAUGCUUGUUGUUUUGUAAUUUCAGUAUGGCUGCAACGAAAACUUUACGCUCUUUACUGCAGGAGUUGCGUGCCGCUUCACCUAAUGGUUGCAUCAAAAACUCGCUUUCUGCUAGAUAUGUGCUUGCGCAAUACAAAAAAUAUUCAACCACGGAUCAGCAACUGUGCAAGGCGCGGGAUGAAGCACUAUUCCUAGGGCAGACAUAUCUAACGUACUUGUCCAGCUUACGAAAAUACGAUGAGCUGUAUAAAGAGUAUCAUGGACGCGGUGAGCGUACCGUUAAAGAGACAGCGGAUUUGGUCGGUUUCAAAUUGCCCACGGAUCCUAAGUAACCGGACAAAAGUAAUGCGAAAUGCAAAACAUGUUGAAUUGUUGAGGCAUCGAAAAUAUUGUAUUAGUUAAUUAAAACGAUGAGUUGAUGGAA
Messenger RNA from Anastrepha ludens (Mexican fruit fly), 496 nucleotides. Its product is annotated as protein FMC1 homolog. Gene Ontology annotation, cellular component: mitochondrion. The transcript has 2 exons. The coding region runs from base 99 to 404 and encodes 101 amino acids. NCBI's taxonomy places the organism in Eukaryota, Metazoa, Arthropoda, Insecta, Diptera, Tephritidae. The record is from RefSeq and is a predicted model, not a curated record.